Trypanosoma cruzi is the source of this 668-nucleotide messenger RNA. RefSeq lists its product as uncharacterized. Lineage: Eukaryota; Euglenozoa; Kinetoplastea; Trypanosomatida; Trypanosomatidae. Gene Ontology annotation, molecular function: GTPase activator activity; small GTPase binding. Gene Ontology annotation, biological process: nucleocytoplasmic transport; activation of GTPase activity. The record is from RefSeq and is a predicted model, not a curated record. Gene Ontology annotation, cellular component: cytosol; nucleus; perinuclear region of cytoplasm. The annotation marks the transcript as partial. The transcript has a single exon.
AUGGCCAGCGCGCGGAGUCCGGUGUUGCCGCAUCUGGACUUCAGGCCGCAGUCCGCGGAAGGACGGGCGCCCGGUGUGACGGAUCAGGCGGCGUACAACGAGCUCGUCGCCAACUACACCACUCUCAAGGCAAAGGUGAACACCAUGCUGGCAAAAAAUGUGGACAUCAUUCGUCACAGCCCUGUCGUUGACCUCACGCGGAAUUACGUUGGUGCCGCGGGUCUUCAGGCUAUGACGAGCCUUCUCGCGAAAAAUGACAAUCUUCAGGAGCUGCGCUUACCGGGCAGUGGACUCAACAACGACGCCGUCGUCUUUUUUUGCCGGGCGAUGGUGAAGCACCCACGCCUUACAAGUUUGGACUUCUCAUGUAACAACAUCUCUCUUGCCGCUGGCCUCGCGCUUAUUUCUUUGUUGCAGCAGAACAAAAAUGUGGUUCACAUUGAUAUGAGUGAGACGCAGGUGCCGGGCGCCGUAAUGAAGAAGAUUCAGCUUGGCCUUCAGCGAAACAAACUACUUGCCGCUCGGGCUGCGGCAGCAUCGCCCGAUGCAGCAGACGAUACAACAUCGGUGACACGCAGCACCGAGGGAGGCUUUUGUUCUACCAUUCGUGAGACGGUUCGAAAGGUGGAGUGGGAGCGUCGGGAGGAGGAGGCACUUCAUCGCCUGAG